Caenorhabditis elegans is the source of this 666-nucleotide messenger RNA. It is a transcript of the gene srh-288, whose product is annotated as Serpentine Receptor, class H. The coding region runs from base 1 to 666 and encodes 221 amino acids. NCBI's taxonomy places the organism in Eukaryota, Metazoa, Nematoda, Chromadorea, Rhabditida, Rhabditidae. The record is from RefSeq and is marked reviewed. The transcript has 2 exons.
AUGCUCCUGUCAGCACUCAGCUCGCCUUACAUCUACUCUAAUGUUCUAUUUGUAAUUGCUGUAAUAUCACUUCCCGUCCAUCUAUUCGGCUGUUACUGUAUCCUAUUUAAAACUCCUGAAGUCAUGAAAUCAGUGAAAUGGAGUCUAUUCAAUGUUCACAUUUGGACGUCACUAAUGGAUGUAAUCAUGAGUUUCUUUGCUCAGCCAUUCCUUUCUGCUCCAUUUGUAGGGUUCCCAAUGGGAGUUUUGCAUUGUAUUGGAGUGGAUACCGCAGUUCACGUAUUUAUUGCCUCAGUUAUCGCUUACCUAAUGCCUGUGUCUAUUAUUUGCUUGUUCGAGAAUCGCUUCUACAUCCUAUUCGCAUCCAAGACAUUCUGGAGGUAUGCUCGACAUCCGAUUAUAAUCAUUGACUAUAUCCUCGCAAUAGCCAUCCCACUGUUUAUUAUCUGCAUUCCAUUCGUAGUCAACGCGUUUCUUCCAAUGUUCUCAGCGGAUGUCCAGGGCACCACAAACCUCAUCUGCAUCAUUGUAUCAAUGCAUGGGGUCUUGUCGACAUUGGUCAUGGUGCAUCUACAGAAAGCAUACCGUGAAGAGUUUUUGAGAAUACUCGGCUGCCGAACCACAAAGAUUGAGGAGAAUGGUGGUGGAGUGGUGGCGACGCUGUGA